Syzygium oleosum is the source of this 2837-nucleotide messenger RNA. RefSeq names its product protein CLMP1. The record is from RefSeq and is a predicted model, not a curated record. The coding region runs from base 16 to 2355 and encodes 779 amino acids. NCBI's taxonomy places the organism in Eukaryota, Viridiplantae, Streptophyta, Magnoliopsida, Myrtales, Myrtaceae. The transcript has a single exon. Gene Ontology annotation, molecular function: protein binding.
GGGAGAUAUAGUUUGAUGGGGAAAUCUGGGGGGAAGAAAAGGAAAGGGGGUUCGAACCAUGUUGCCGGGGACGCUCCGGCGCCGAAAGCCAAUGUGGGUGUUGAUUUGGACGCGACGGUGUUCUUGAAACGGGCCCAUGAGCUCAAGGAAGAAGGCAACAAGAGGUUCCAGAGCAAGGACUACGUGGGUGCUCUUGACCAGUACCACGAUGCGCUUAACCUCUUGCCGAAGACCCACCCGGAGAGGGCGGUGUUCCACAGCAACAGGGCUGCUUGCUUGAUGCAGAUGAAGCCCAUAGAUUAUGAGACGGUGAUAGCCGAGUGCACGAUGGCGCUUCAGGUUCAGCCCCGGUUCGUCAGGGCGCUGCUCAGGAGGGCGAGGGCAUUGGAGGCCGUGGGAAAGAUUGAAAUGGCUAUGCAGGAUGUUCAGGUGUUGUUGGGGUCGGACCCAAAUAAUGGGGAUGCUUUGGAGAUUGCGAGACGACUGCGCAUGGCGUUAGGACCGCGCCAGGAGGCCCAGCAGGACCUCCAAAGCCGGCCGUCCCCGGCUGCUCUCGGGGCUUCGGCUGUCCGUGGCGCUCCGGUUGGUGGCCUAGGGCCAUGUUUGCCUGCCCGUCCGGUGCCUAAAAAGGCGGCAUCCUCUGCAGCGGGAACUGUUUCAUCUACGAGUAAUAAGAUAGAGAAGCCCCAACCAAUUGGAGCAACUGAAAAUGGUCCUGUGCCGAAAGCCCAAAUGCCAAAACUGGUGCUAAAGCCGCUGAGGGGUUCUUCUACUGACCCUCUGGUGACUUUGAGUAAGGAUAACAAGAAGGAGCAGUCGUCAUCUUCGUCGGCAUCAAUAUUGCCUCUCAGUGGUCGGCGCUCGGAUCUUGCUGUUUCUUUGAGGCCGCUGAAGCUUGUUUAUGAUCAUGACAUAAGACUUGCCCAGAUGCCCGUGAACUGCAGCUUUAAAGUGUUAAGGGAGAUUGUAAGCAAACGUUUUCCUUCAUCGAAGUCUGUUUUGAUCAAGUAUAGGGAUAAUGAUGGUGAUUUAGUGACUAUUACAUGUAGCAGUGAGCUCAGAAUGGCAGAGUCUAGUGUCGACAGUCAUAUUGAGAAAGAGCCUGAACCGGAGAAGACUGAUUCGAUCGGGUUGCUUAGGUUGCACAUUGUUGAGGUGACUGCUGAGCAGGAGCCACCUUUGUUGGAAGAAGAUGAAGAGAAGCCUGUGGAAAGUGAGGAGGAGAACAAAGGAGACGAAAGUCAGUCUCAUUCUUCUCUGGGUGAAUCGGUAAUAGAAGCUGGUGAUUCUGCAAUUGAUAAAAUUGAAAAAGAAGUCCCGAAAGAUAAGCAGCCAGGUACUUUGGAAGAUCCAGAGUGCAAGGAUGUUGAGAUGGAUGAUUGGUUGUUUGAGUUUGCUCAGCUUUUCCGCACUCACGUUGGUAUUGACCCUGACGCUCACAUAGACUUGCAUGAGCUUGGAAUGGAACUCUGCACAGAAGCGCUUGAGGAAACUGUAACGAGUGAAGAAGCUCAGAAUUUGUUCGACAAGGCUGCCGCAAAAUUCCAAGAGGUAGCGGCUCUAGCUUUCUUCAACUGGGGCAAUGUCCAUAUGUGCGCAGCAAGGAAGCGCAUUCCCUUGGAUGAGUCUGCCGGGAAGGAGGUAGUAGCAGCGCAACUUCAAGUAGCUUAUGACUGGGUGAGAGAGAAGUACUCAUUGGCCAAAGAGAAAUACGAGGAAGCUCUCAUAAUCAAGCCAGACUUUUAUGAAGGAUUGCUCGCUUUGGGACAGCAGCAGUUUGAAAUGGCCAAACUUCACUGGUCAUUUGUUCUUGCUAAGAAAAUUGAGCUAUCGAGCUGGGAUCCUGCAGAAACACUCAAACUCUUUGAUAGUGCAGAGGAGAAAAUGAAAGCUGCAACGGAGAUGUGGGAGAAGCUGGAGGAACAAAGGGCGAACGAACUGAAAGAUCCAAACUCGAGCAAGAAGGAUGAGCUGCUGAAAAGAAGGAAAAAACAAGGGGCAGAAGGUGAGCCCUCCGGGAGUGGCGGUGAUGGAGAGGUCUCGCCUGAAGAAGCCGCUGAGCAAGCUGCAGUUAUGAGGUCGCAGAUCCACCUUUUCUGGGGCAAUAUGCUUUUUGAGCGAUCUCAAGUCGAGUGCAAGUUAGGGAUGGGUGGUUGGAAGGAGAAACUAGAUGCUGCUGUCGAGCGCUUUAAGCUUGCUGGAGCUUCCGAGGCCGACAUUUCAGUUGUUCUGAAGAACCACUACUCUAAUGGAGAUGCAGUGGAAGGAGAUGGGAAAAAGGUUGACAACACUAACGCUGACGCAAACUUGGAAAGUGAGAAGAAGGAAGAGGUUGCUCAAGUAUUAGAGAAGUGAUUUGGAGCGCUAAGCUACGUGUUCCGUAGAUUGCAAAGGAUCACCUUCACAUCUUCUGAGUGCAAAAUUAUGCUAGGGGGGAACACAGCCAUUUAAUCAUUGAGGGGUGAGUUGGGGGAAUUUUUUGACCCAUCAUCAAUAAAAUUGCUUGGGACAAGAUUUAAAUUUUCUUUUAUUGAAAAGAUUUUGACCUUGAGCCUUCUUUGGUAACUUUGAAGGUGGUGUUACCUUGUUUGCAGGAUUAACGAGCUUUCUGCAAACGACAAGAUUAGUUUAUACUUUUGGCUUUGCUCUUCAUUGUCUAUCUUGAAUGCAAUUUUUUCUCCCGGUGGGUUGGUUUACAUCCUUAUUUUGGAUAUACUCGAGUGUUGCGUCGUAAGACCUGAUUUCAGACUUCCUGAAGUUUAAGAAAAUCAGAUUAGCAAUGCCAGAGUUUGGCUUGUGUUAUGACAAUGCGUUGUGAACGCAUUAUACUUUGACAA